AUGUCCGAAGGUUAUUUCGGUAGAGCGUGCAAAACAUGUCGGCGUCGUGGACGAGGCUGCGAUCGACGACUACCGACAUGUAAUACCUGCGAAUCUAAUGGUCUUGUCUGUGAGGGAUACUUGUUACAGUGGCCUGGAUUGGCCAGUCGCGGGAAGUUUGUCGGGAAAAGCAUCCCUGUGAGCACCGGCAAAGGUCAAGGAGGAAGAGGGGGAAAAGAAGGGAAAGGGGAGAAAGGUGUGAAAGGGACAAAAGCGACAAAAGCAAGAAGAUCGCGACGCACACAGCCAACAGAGGUAGAAGUCUCAACUUCGACCCCGGCUCCAGCACUAGCUCCGGCUCUACAACCGCCCCCAGAUGAAGCCCAAGACACACAAGGCGAUCCGGUACAAUCCGGAAUGUUGGAUGCCCCCAAAUUUACCACAAAAGAAAUAUCAAUUGAUCCCCAACUGGCCAUUGACGAUAAUACAUUCCUUUUUGACACUUUGAUGGAUUUUCAAUCUACUGUUGAGGUGGAAACGUUGAAGAUGCCAACAUUGGACAUCGGGACUUACAUGGACAUGAACAACCAAUUGUAUCCAAGGAUCGAUGUGUUGAAUAUUCCGGAUGAACUGAAAUUUAUCAUGGAAUAUCGUCAGUACCUCUCAUACCAAUUGGAAGCUGUCGCAGAUGCUAAUGGUUCGAAGAUCUUUGUGAGGUAG
Penicillium pulvis is the source of this 699-nucleotide messenger RNA. RefSeq lists its product as uncharacterized. Lineage: Eukaryota; Fungi; Ascomycota; Eurotiomycetes; Eurotiales; Aspergillaceae. The transcript has a single exon. Gene Ontology annotation, molecular function: zinc ion binding; DNA-binding transcription factor activity, RNA polymerase II-specific. Bases 1 to 699 code for a protein of 232 amino acids. The record is from RefSeq and is a predicted model, not a curated record. Gene Ontology annotation, biological process: regulation of DNA-templated transcription.